Molecule: messenger RNA, 1767 nt
Organism: Anopheles nili
Lineage: Eukaryota; Metazoa; Arthropoda; Insecta; Diptera; Culicidae
Gene: Ir68a
Exons: 2
Coding region: 1-1767 (588 amino acids)
Cellular component (GO): membrane
Molecular function (GO): glutamate-gated receptor activity
Source: RefSeq, a predicted model, not a curated record
AUGCUCAUGGCAAACGGAAUUCAAAUGGAACGUCUUUUGAGAUUUGGAGAUAAAACUCGUAUUAUCGACACACGUGCCCGAUUCAUUUUGCUACACAAUUACAGACUUUUCGUGCCGCAGAUGCACUACAUUUGGAAGCGUAUAGUAAAUGUACUGUUCAUUCGACGAGUAAAGCCAAAAAAAAUGCUUACAAGCCUAGGCAGGCCUCCGGUGUACGAGCUAAGCACCGUUCCAUUUCCCAUUCCGAUCAAGAACGUUUUUUUCUCAAAGAUAAUUAACUUCUGGCAAGCAGGAAAAUUUCGCUUGAUCAAUAGCACGUUUUUCAAUGACAAAACUAAUAACCUCGGUGAUCAAAACAUGCGCGUUGUUGUGCUAGAGCACACACCAGCCAUAUUUAAAGCGAUAGCGCCUAACGAUGCACCGACAAACGCUCGUAUGCGAGAGCUCAAUCUUUUGGACUCCAAUUCAACCACGGACCGGUCACCAUUUUUCUACUAUGGUUUAGAAAUGGAGCUACUUAAAGCAAUUGCCGAAGCGAUGCAUUUCCAGAUGAAUCUCUACGAGACUGCAGAUGCCGACAAUGAACGGUGGGGCACGGUUCAAGGCAAUGAAACUCUCACAGGCAUAUUGAAAGAAAUGCACGAAGGGCUAGCUGAUUUUGCACUCGCGGAUCUUCAUCACACCGAAUAUCACCUGCGAUUUAUGGAUCUUAGCAUUCCCUAUAAUACGGAAUGUUUAACUUUUCUCACGCCCGAAGCAUUAAGUGACAAUUCGUGGAAAACACUUAUACUACCGUUCAAUGGUGAAAUGUGGGCUGGCGUACUGAUAUCUCUAUUUUUGGUUGGCUUUAUAUUUUACGGAUUUUCAAACACCCUUACUGCAUGGUAUGACGCAGACAAAAAACUGCAAAACCUGCGAAUGAUUCCAUUCAAACGAAAACCCGAACCCUGGCACGAUACGUUGCCGAAGAGUGAUAUUUUCGAUCACAUUUCAGGGUGCAUCAUCUACACAUUCAGCAUGCUGCUGUUAGUAUCCCUACCCCGCCUACCUAAUGGCUGGACUUUGCGCGUCCUGAUUGGUUGGUAUUGGGUGUAUUGUGUUUUAGUAGUCGUUGCCUAUCGGGCAUCUUUUACCGCGAUUCUUGCCAAUCCGAUUCCCCGACUAACGAUAGAUACGCUACAAGACUUGGCCGACAGUUCCAUCCGAUGUGGCGCUUGGGGCGAACAAAAUCGACUCUUUUUUGAAAGGGCCCAAGAUCCCCAUUCGCAAACUAUUGGCGCUAAACUAGAGCAUUCUCCAGACUCCCACCAGGCGGUCGAGCAGGUUGGCGAGGGACUGUUUGCGUACUAUGAGAACAUUUACUUGUUGCGACAGCUCCGCUCCACGGGCAAAUCAGAGAAAACUCGACAAACCUUGCACAUUAUGCAGCAGUGUGCCGUUCAUAUGCCAAUUUCGAUUGGUUUGGAAAAAAAUUCACCUUUAAAAUAUCAGGUAGACCGUUACGUCAGGGCGCUGGUUGAAGGAGGUCUUACAGGGAAGUGGCUUUCGGACGCUAUUCAGCGAUUUCAGUCAAAUGUGGAAUUACCACCGCAAGAAGCCAUUAUAGAUUUAAAAAAAAUGUACGCUGGAAUAGUAGCACUCUGUCUGGGUUAUACAGUAGCCCUGUGUACUUUUUGUGCAGAAAAGUUCUAUUGGAGGUAUUACGUUGAAACAAAUCCAGGCUUUGACAAAUAUUUACUUGGCUUUUCUUUUAAUAAACAUAGCUAA